UUGCAGUGGUUCACGUUGGCGGUGGGAGUGGUACUGAUAGCGACCGUGCAGCUCAGUGAGGCCCAGCGUCGGUUGCGUCCCCGACCGCGAGUGCUGAACAGCGCGGAAUACGCGGACAGCGCCGAGGAGCAGCAGCAGGACAGCCGCCCGCAAGCCCAGGCCCUUCCGCAGUACUACCGAGCUCAGGAGCGCCUGGGCGGCCCGGAAGGUGGUCAGCAGCUGGUGCUGGUGGCGGCCUCCGAGGAGGACUACAACGGCCAGUACGGUACGCCGACGCCGCGCGCCCGCGCCGACACCCAGCAGCAGUACCAGCGUCCGGCGGCUAAGAGCACCACCGUUCAGCCGGCGGCCGCCCGCCAGAAGGCUCCGGCGAGCGAGUCCCGCGCGCCGCCAGUACAGACGAUCCGCAACUACAGCAAGGUGAACGACGACGGCUCGUUCACGUUCGGCUACGAGGCGGCCGACGGGUCGUUCAAGGAGGAAACGCGCGGUACCGACUGCGUGGUGCGCGGCAAGUACGGCUACGUCGACCCGGACGGCAACAAGCGUGAGUUCACCUACGUCUCGGGCAACCCGUGCGACCCGAACAACCCGGACGGCAGCGAGGAGGAGGAGGCGGCUGACGACGCACCGGAGGACUCGAACGAGAACGUGCCCCAGAACUACCCGCGCCGUCCUCCGGUUGCCCGCCCCACCCCGGCCGCCCCCGUCCGGCCCACGCAGGCUCCGGUCCGCCAGACCACGACCGUGUUCCAGAACGACUACCAGGAUCGUCGUCAGCCGUCGGUCCAGGCUCCUGAGUCGGACGAACAGGAGGUUCAGAUUGGACAGCGCGGAGGCCAGCGUCCGGCCGCCCGCCCCUUCGCCGGUGUGCCAUCGCCAACUCCCACGCAGCGCCCGCGAGUUCAGGUCCUGAACACGACGCCCAGCCCGACGCCAUCCGUCCUCUACCAGACGUCGACGCCCGCUCAAACCGUCGUGCCGGUCAACAUAACGCCCAAACCGGUGUACCGCGUGUCGCCUCUGCCUACGCAGCCUAACCUCGCCCCCACCACCUACCGGCCGGCGUCGCCCUCGAGCACCCGCGGACCGUCAAUCGACUUCGAGGCGGAGUUCAAGCGCUUCCAGCAGGACAACAAGCUCCCGAGCCCGGCGUCCGCGCCCGCCACCGCCAGCACCCCCUCCAAGCCGACCGGCUCACCCUUCGGACGGCCGCAGAUUGCCAACGGCAACCCGAUCUACCAGUCGCAGCUCAUCUUCGAUCCCGCCUCCGGCCAGUACGACACCGCCCUCUACCAGCAGCUGCCGCAGAGCGACGGCGACUUCCAGCUGAACCACCGCAUCCAGCCGUACGUGCAGGCCGGCCCCGCCCCGCAUCCCGCCUCUGGGCAGCUCGUCUCGCUCGAGCAGCUCCAGCAGCAGUCGCCGCUGUACCGCGCUCAGCCGCCGCAGCCGUCGCCGCCGGUCGCCCGCCCGCCGCCACCGCCGACGGUGCAGAUCCCGCAGCAGCUCUACCAGAAGCAGCAGAACGAGCUGCAGUUCGUCAACAGCCAGCAGCUGUUCGCCCAGCAGCUCGAGCUCCAGCAGAGCCAGCUGCGGGCCGAUCGGCUCGAGGCCGCCAAGAAGCAGGUAGCCGCCCCGGGCCCGCUGCACCGCUUCCAGCCGCAGCCGCAGCAGCAGCAGUACUACUUCAUCCAGCCGCAGGGUCCCUCGCCGGGCGGAGCCGCCCCCGGGCAGAUUGACGCCUUCCUGAGGGGUCACAACAUCGACUACUAA
Molecule: messenger RNA, 1776 nt
Organism: Anopheles coustani
Lineage: Eukaryota; Metazoa; Arthropoda; Insecta; Diptera; Culicidae
Exons: 1
Source: RefSeq, a predicted model, not a curated record